Messenger RNA from Aspergillus affinis, 4647 nucleotides. RefSeq names its product putative vesicle-mediated transport protein (Imh1). The transcript has 8 exons. The record is from RefSeq and is a predicted model, not a curated record. Lineage: Eukaryota; Fungi; Ascomycota; Eurotiomycetes; Eurotiales; Aspergillaceae. The coding region runs from base 1 to 4647 and encodes 1548 amino acids. Gene Ontology annotation, cellular component: Golgi apparatus.
AUGAAGGACUUCACGAUCAAUACAACAGCCAAGGUCAACGGCCCUACGUUCAUGGUUGUUGUCUGGGGAGCAACACUCCUCUCAUUUAUCUUCAUCGCCGCACGUAUUCUUGCCCGCAUCCUCACAUUCCGCCGCCUCUGGACCGAUGAUGUGUUAGCGAUGUUGGCAUGGCUAUUCGUCCUUGCUCAAGCCAUCAUCUGGCAUACACAGGUUGAAUCAUUAUAUGUCCAACACCAAUUGAUCACAAAGGAGUUUCUUCCGACGGAAGAAAUCAUGGAAGAGAUUCGCUGGGUCCUACGUGCUCAAUUACUCGGGCUUUUCUUCUUCAUGUUCUCUCUGUGGCUGCUCAAAGCUUCGUUCUUGGUCUUUUUCCGUCGAAUAGGUUGCUAUCUGCAACCUUUGAACACUUGGUAUUGGUGUGUUGUGAUACUGGUGACUACAAGCUGUGCAGCCUGUUUGGGAGAUAUUGACUAUAAGUGCUUGACGAAGGAUCCAACAUGGGGAUAUGAGCAUUGUACCCCGUUUUCAGCGGUCAAAGUCCAGUUCCGCGGGUUCCUUGUCAACGCAUUAUUGGACAUCUUCAGUGAUGUACUCAUAACCACACUUCCAAUCGCUUUACUUUGGAAUGUGCGCAUGCCUUUAUCUCGGAAGCUCAAGUUAAUGGGCCUCUUCUCCUUGACCGUGGUGGUGGCGAUCUUUGCAGUUGUCCGCAUCGCGGCUGUGGCUCAGCCACACCAUUAUUUUGACGCUACUUGGCUGUGGAUGUGGAGUUUGAUUGAAUGUGCUGCUGAUCCCGCCCCCCUGACAACAGAUCACCGCCCAUUUUUUUUUAUCUCCGGCCAUUUUUCUGCCCGCCCGGAAAGUCUUGGCAGCCCAACCAGUUCUGGCCUGUUCGUUGGCUCAGUGGCUGACGUUCUCUGGAUGCUUCCUCCCAUCUCCCUCUACCACCUAUUCCUCCUACUUCUAUUUGUUUCCUUUCGUCUCGUCUCUUCCUGUCUCUCGUUCAUCCAUCUAGCUGUGGCCUUGGCUCACAGGCCCGCCACGGUCAUGUUUCAGCGCCUCCGCGAGGCGAUCGACUCUCGAAUCGCAGAGGAACAGGCUCGCCAAAAGUCCGCCCAGGAUUCCUUGUCCCGAUCCAACUCCGCUCGCCAGCCCUCCGGCCGCAACCUGUCCCCUAGCCGACGACAGUCCCGUCCGCGACGAAACACCGGAACCCCUGUUCGCGGCCCCGAUCCGAAUGAAUUCGAGCAGCCCGAGUUCACCAUCGGCGAUGACGAAGGGUCCAGCAGAUCCGCGACUCCCCAGCAGGAUCCUCCCAGCAAUUCGAUGGGCUCGCCGGAGCAAAAUGCCGGGGAGGAGAAGUCUACUGCGGAGGAGUCGCCAAAUGGGAAGGAUGCCGCUCCUGCCGGGGAGACCAAGCAGUCACCCUCUGAGCUCCCCGCGGAGGUAAAGGUGAAAUUGCGGAAGUUGAGCAAGAUGGAAACUCGUUAUCAAGAACUUCUGAAGGCAUACCGGAUGGCCCAUACGCGCGUCCUCUCCAUCGAACCAUUCGAGGCCGCUCUUCGCGAAAAUACCCCUCUCACGUCGAUCGGCGACCCCAAGGCCCUCACAGAAUAUCUAAAUCAGAUCUCGUUGAAGGGGGAUAUGGUGGUGGAAGAACUGAAGCGCAUCUCGGGUGAGCGGGACGAUUACAAGAAGAAAUUCGAGGAAGCACAACAGGCCACGAAAGCUGCUUACGACGAAGUCGCCAAUCUGAAGAAGAAUGGAAACAAGAGCGAGGAGGGCUCUUCUUCCAAAGAGGGCGACGGCUUGAGUGUUGACACCGCCGCCGCAAAUGCGCCCUCGCCUGAUAUCACCGUGCAAUCUGCGACUCCCACCUCCGCGUCUCGCCUUGCUCAAAUAUUCUCUCCGAAGCAGAACUCUGCGAAGCAGGCCGAGAAGCCAGAGCCUCAGCAAGAAAGCGAAGAGUUCUUUUCGUUCGACGGCGAGAUCCCGCGAUUGGAGACCGAAUUGAAAGAAAAGCAAGAGGAAAUUGAAACCCUCAAAACUCAAACCGAGAAGCUGCAGCGCGACCUCUCCGUGGCACGUGAGUCGACGGAGGGCAUGGUCCAGAAUCUAGAGACCGCAACCCGGGAACUCAGUGAACUGCGAGACACGAAGGAUAAACAAGACUCGGAAAUUGAGAAGCUGAAGGCUUCCAAGCAAGAAGGAAUUGACGAGCUCAAGUCCAGACUCGUGGCAUCGGAAGAAUCUCUGACGAAGGCCACCGCUGAAGUCGAGAAGCUGAAGGAUGAAUUGAAACAGAAGGCGACCGAAAUUGAGCAGCUCCAGGCUCAAGUUGCACAGUCCGAGAAGGAUAACGAGCAGCCGGAGAUUGAGUCGUUACUUGAGGAACUAAAGAAGGAGAAGGAGACUACCAAAAAUAAAUUAGGCGUCUUGCAGAACUUGGUGGAUAGCCUUCGCUCCCAGCUCAAGACUACGGAAGAAACGGUAUCGAGCCAGAUGGCGGUCAUUGAACAGAAGAACAAGAACGCCAAAUCGCAGGCUAUCGUUGAUUUCUUCGACGGCAGUGUGCAAGACAACCCACAAUGGCAACAGUCCAAAGCACAGAUUCUAAGCGGCGAAAAGACCAAUUUUGAUGAGUUACGUGAGAUUUUGAUGCCUCUUCAAAAAGAAGAGCCAGUGAAAAGUCAGGCUUCGGAGCCGAACCCUCCACCAACCAAUUCCACGGCCAAUUCCACGACAGGCACGGGAGGAGGCAAGAAGAAGAAUAAAAAGAAGAAGAAGGGCGGCAAGGGUGGUGAAGAUACGAGUAAAGCAGAGCCCAGUCCUGCGGUCGAGGAUAAACAGCCGCCCUCUGCAGAACCUGAUCAGAUUGCCGCGAAGCUGGAUGAACUCCAGGGCAAGAUCGAGUCGCUGACAAAUCAGCUGGAGGAGAAGGAGGCCGCCAUUGACCGUCUCAGCGCAAAACUCAAGGGCGAAGAUGAUUUGAAGGAGGAAAUCGAGUCUCUCCGUGAUGAUUUGCUCAAUAUCGGCCAGGAACAUGUCGAAGCGAAGGACAAGUUCAAGGUGCUUUCUGCGGAGAAGAACGCCUUGAUAGAGACUAUCUCCAAACUCGAAAAGGAGAUCACUGAUCUGCGCACGAGCAAUGCGUCCCAGAGCGCAGACUCCGAAAAGGCACAUAGUAGCCUGAAGGAGGAGUAUGAAAGCCUCAAGGUUAAAUUUACGACAAUUGAAACCGAGCUCUCCGCUGCGCAGCAGCUGGCCACCACUCGGUUCAAGGACCUUACAGAUCUGCGGGAAACCGUGCAAAAGCUGCAACCCGAACUGAAGAACCUGCGGGCUGAAUCCGCAGAACUCAAGUCUACGAAAGAAACCUUGACGAGUAAAACCACCGAGUUGCGAAACCUAGAACAUAAGCAAGAGGACCUGCGAGCCGAACUCAAGACUCUCAAGUCAACCGUGUCAGAGCGCGAUACUGAAGUCAAGACGCUCAACCAAAAGAUUCGACAGGAGACGGACAAUCGCUUGAAGGCUGAAGAGAGACUGACCCUUGCGCAAUCUGACCUGCGAUACUCGGAGAGCAAGAAGCAAGAAGCCGUGGAAACGAAGGAACGGUUUGCUUCUGACCUCUCAAGAGCUCAGGAAGAACUGAAGUCAGCCAAGAACGAGAUCAGAGAAGUGGAAAACCAGGUCAACAAGCUGAACCAAGAGUUGGGGAGUCUGCGGGAAGAAAUCCACCUUAAGACUGCUCAACAUGCCAGUGCACAGAGCUUGAUGAACAGCAUGCGCGAUCAAAGUGCUGAGAUCGGAAUGCAGAUGAAGGAAGCGAAAGAACGCUGCGAGAGUCUGGAAGAAGAAUUGGCGGACGCUCAUCGUCUACUGAACGAACGUACUCGAGAGGGAGAAACGAUGCGCCGUCUCUUAAAUGACAUUGAAGGCCGUACAGAAUCCAAGGUACGCGAUUUUAAGGAGCGAAUGGAGGCUGCCAUUGAAGAGCGAGACCGGGCCGAAGAUGAGGCGAGCUCUCAGGGACGUCGCCGAGCUCGGGAGCUCGAGGAACUGAAGAGCAAGGUUCGCGAGGCGGAGAAGGCUCUCCGGAGUGCCGAAGAGGACAAGGAAGAAUUGGAGCGAUCUCAGAAAGAUUGGAAGCGCAGACGUGACCAACUCGAGGCGCAGUCCGAAACGUCUGGAAGGGAACUCAAUGAUGUGAGACAGGCAAUGGCACAGCUCCGCGACACCCUCGAUGAAAGCGAAAAGCAGGUCCGUGAGUUGGAGAAGGAAAGGGCGGAGUAUCGCAGAUCUGUUGAGGAGGCCAACGCCCGCUUGGAAAAGAUGCGCAAAUCCAACAGGAUUCUAUCGGAUGAGGCGCGCAUGGUACAACCUCAGUCAUCGCGAUCAUCUAUUGAUUCCGGUUCUAGGAAAGCGCUCACCUCCCCAGUCACCAAAGAUCGAAGCCCAUCGACCCGGAGAAGCGAGUCGUCCGGCGCAAACGUCGACUACAUCUACCUCAAAAACGUGCUACUUCAGUUCUUGGAACAGAAGGAUAGAAACUACCAGAAGCAGCUCAUCCCAGUGUUGGGGAUGCUGCUGCAUUUUGAUCGAACGGAUGAGCAGAAAUGGAUGUCCGCUAUUAUGUCGAAAUAG